This is a messenger RNA of Alternaria atra, 618 nucleotides long. RefSeq lists its product as uncharacterized. Bases 1 to 618 code for a protein of 205 amino acids. Lineage: Eukaryota; Fungi; Ascomycota; Dothideomycetes; Pleosporales; Pleosporaceae. Gene Ontology annotation, cellular component: mitochondrial large ribosomal subunit. Gene Ontology annotation, molecular function: ribonuclease III activity; structural constituent of ribosome. The record is from RefSeq and is a predicted model, not a curated record. Gene Ontology annotation, biological process: RNA processing; mitochondrial translation. The transcript is spliced from 3 exons.
AUGGCACCCUACAGGAUACGACCGGCAGCCAAAGGUGGCGUUUACAAAGUCAACGACGACCCGAAAAAGUUGGACGAUGCGUAUAUACGCAUGUUGGGUCCUGGAGGAGACAAAAUGCUGGGAGACGAUGUCAAAUGGUUAGCGGUCACACACAAAAGCUUCGACCACGGAAGGAGAGGGUUCAACGACCGACUGGCAUACUUGGGACGGAGGAUCGUCGAACUACAAACAUCACAAGCACUCAUAAACUCGCCGCAAGAACACCAAUGGCCGAGAGACCCCAAUGGUGUACCAAUGAACGACGAGUACGGUCGUAAACCAUACCUACACCCCGCCUUGAAUGGGCUACAAGGCUUGACAGACGAGGCAGAGAAUCUGGUGCUAAGCAAGUCACGGUUAGCACCGCUAGCAGAGCGGUACCGCCUGGACAAAGUCACUCGAUGGACACCCAAGAGGGCGGAUAACCUGCAAGGGUCCGGUUUCGAGACCGUUCUCAUGACUUCCCUAUAUGCCAUCGUUGGAGCCGUAGCUCUGGAACGCGGCGGCGAAGUAGCCAAUAAGGUUGUGCAAGAAAAGAUACUCGCACCCCUUGGCUUCAGCUUCUCGCCUGAUUCAUGA